Clunio marinus is the source of this 192-nucleotide messenger RNA. NCBI's taxonomy places the organism in Eukaryota, Metazoa, Arthropoda, Insecta, Diptera, Chironomidae. The record is from the annotation of a GenBank genome assembly.
AUGCAUUGGUACCUGAUUUCAAACUCAAGGGAUGAAAAAUUGCUGAUGAAUGAAGUGUUAUCAAUUGUGGCAAUCAUAUCGAAACAAUCUGAUGGUCAAAUUAUCAUAAAAUUUGUUCAUUGGUUCAAAUUACAUAUUAAGGGAAAAUUAAAUUAUGAAAAAUAUUUAGCUACAUAUCUACUUAAUCAAUAA